AUGUCUGAAAAUCUUCAUUUUGAUACUCUUCAAUUACAUGCUGGUCAAGAAGCUGAAAAGCCACAUAAACCAAGAGCUUAUCCAAUUUAUGCCACAUCUUCAUAUGUUUUUAAUGAUUCUAAACAUGGAGCUCAAUUAUUUGGUUUAGAAGUUCCUGGAUUUAUUUAUUCAAGACUUCAUAAUCCAACUGUUGAUGUUUUUGAACAAAGAAUUGCUGCUUUAGAAGGUGGUAUUGGAGCUGUUGCAACAUCUUCUGGUCAAGCUGCUCAAUUAAUUGCUGUUACUGGUUUAGCUCAUGCAGGUGAUAACUUUAUUUCAACUUCAUAUUUAUAUGGUGGUACUUUUAAUCAAUUUAAAGUUGCCUUUAAAAGAUUAGGAAUUGAAGCAAGAUUUGUUAAUGGUGAUAAACCAGAAGAUUUUGAAAAAUUAAUUGAUGAAAAAACUAAAGCUAUUUAUCUUGAAACUAUUGGAAAUCCAAAAUAUAAUGUUCCAGAUUUUGAAGCUAUUGUUAAAAUUGCUCAUAAACAUGGUAUUCCAGUUGUUGUUGAUAAUACUUUUGGUGCUGGUGGUUAUUUAGUAAAUCCAAUUAAGCAUGGUGCUGAUAUUGUUGUUCAUUCUGCUACUAAAUGGAUUGGAGGUCAUGGUAAUACUAUUGCUGGUGUUGUUAUUGAUUCUGGUAAUUUCCCAUGGACUGAAUAUCCUGAAAAAUUUCCUCAAUUUUCUAAACCUUCUGAAGGUUAUCAUGGAUUAGUAUUGAGUGAAGCUUUAGGUAAAGCUGCAUUCAUUGGUCAUGCUAGAAUUGAAUUAUUAAGAGAUUUAGGUCCAACUUUAAAUCCAUUUGGAGCCUUUUUAUUAUUAACUGGUCUUGAAACUUUAUCAUUACGUGUUGAAAGACAAUCUUAUAAUGCUCUUAAAUUAGCUCAAUAUUUAGAAAAAUCUCCUUAUGUUGCUUGGGUUUCUUACUUAGGUUUAGAAUCUCAUCCAAGUCAUGAAUUAUCUAAAAAAUAUUUGAAUCAUAAGGGUCAAUAUGGUGGAGCUCUUUCUUUUGGUGUUAAGGCUUUACCAGCUAAAGAAGGUGAUGAUGAUUUUUCAGCUGCUUCUGUUAAAGUAGUUGAUGGUUUAGAAAUUGCUUCUAAUUUAGCUAAUGUUGGUGAUUCAAAGACUUUAGUUAUUGCUCCAUGGUUUACAACUCAUCAACAAUUAUCUGAUGAAGAAAAAGUUAACUCAGGUGUUACUAAGGAUUUAAUCAGACUUUCUAUCGGUACUGAAUAUAUUGAUGAUAUAAUUGCCGAUUUUGAUCAAUCCUUUAAAAAAGUUUAUCAAUAG
Messenger RNA from Scheffersomyces amazonensis, 1326 nucleotides. RefSeq names its product bifunctional cysteine synthase/O-acetylhomoserine aminocarboxypropyltransferase (gene MET15). Bases 1 to 1326 code for a protein of 441 amino acids. Gene Ontology annotation, biological process: transsulfuration. NCBI's taxonomy places the organism in Eukaryota, Fungi, Ascomycota, Pichiomycetes, Serinales, Debaryomycetaceae. Gene Ontology annotation, molecular function: transferase activity, transferring alkyl or aryl (other than methyl) groups; pyridoxal phosphate binding. The record is from RefSeq and is a predicted model, not a curated record. The transcript has a single exon.